Molecule: messenger RNA, 255 nt
Organism: Gaeumannomyces tritici R3-111a-1
Lineage: Eukaryota; Fungi; Ascomycota; Sordariomycetes; Magnaporthales; Magnaporthaceae
Exons: 1
Coding region: 1-255 (84 amino acids)
Source: RefSeq, a predicted model, not a curated record
AUGGCGCAAGAAUGGGACUACGCCAUCGUAAUAUCCCCACCAACAAGCCUGCCCGCCCUCCCAGGCAAUGGUAUCCGCUGGAAGCCUCCGGUCGGAGAACCGCCGCUCAUCUUCUGGACCGAAGAAACCGCUCUUGGCCCCGAGAAGAGUCUGCUCACGCCUUGCUCGAUCCUGACCAUGACCAAUGAGGAUAUGGCCAACUUCUGCAUUCACGCGAAUGACACCAUUCCGAGGGUCGUGGACUAUGCGAACUGA